ACGAAGACCACAAAAGAAAAACAAGAAAAUGCAAAAAAAAAUUGAUUAUUGAUUUUUAUUGAUUGUUUUGUGUUUGAGAGUAAAAGAACGAAGAAGAAGAAGAACAGAAAGAAAUUCACAAUUUUGCCGCAGAUUUCCUUCGUCUUCACUUAUUUUUUGUUUAAAGCUUAAUUUAAGUUUGAGAUAGAUAAUAAUUCAGAGCAUCUUUUCGCUCUGCAGCAAACAAAAUACAUAUUUGCUAUUUAUUAUUACAAAAUUCUUUUUGACGGAUUGCAAAAGUUAUAUCCAAGAAAAGAUGACCAAUCUCCAGGAACAACACGAAGUUGUUAAGAAGAGUUUGAUUCAAUUUGUCAGUGGACAUAUUCCUGAAGCUGAUUUCAGUGUUGUCGAUGAAAUUGUCCUUUCCUACAUAAUAUCGAUUCUGGAGGAAGCCUCCCAGGAUCCAUGUUUCGAUGUGGAAGGGUUCACUGAAAUGAUGAGUGCUUACUUCUCAGAGUUCUCAUUAAUUGACUCUGGGGUAAUUUGUAAUUGGAUAUUUAAGUUGGAGAAUGAACUCUCCGAAAUGGAGAAGAGUCGUGGAAGUGAGACUUCUGCAAAUAUCUCACUUCAUUCUUUAAGUCUUUCUGAUAUAAUCCCAGAAUCAAAACUCCGAGCUCGUCCAUCAUCGAUUUCUGAAAAGGAUGAGUGUUCUGGGAUUGGCUCUGGAACUGGCAAACGUGCCCAACAUUUAUCAGAGACGAGUGAUUGUGGAUCGACAGAUAGUUCGGGUUGUGACUAUUUUCUAGAUGAAUGUGAAGUUCUUCAGGAAAUGUUUCCAGAAACGUCUUACGUUGAGGUUAAACAUUGCAUUGCUAUUGCCAAGGGUGACAUCGAUAGUGCAACACAAAUUUUGUUGCAUCGUCAAGAGACUGGACAGUCUUUGACAGACAAGUCUAAUAAUUUGCAAGGACGGAAGAAUAAUGUUGUUAAUGAUACUGAAUUGAAGAAUCGUAUUAUUGCAAGGUAUUCCUAUGUUGAUAAAAAUGCUGCCCAACGCGAAUACAAACCAUUUGUACCAAAAGUCGAACCAAAAAAACUCGUUCGCUAUCGUGAUAAUAAAAUUGUAUCGCUCAAAGGCGAACGUUAUACCGAAAUUAAACGUGACGAAGAUGCUGAAUUGAAAAAACCCAAAAAGCAGAUUAAUCCGUAACUAAAGUUGAUCAAGAUCUACUUUAAAUAUUUCAUCAAAAAGAACCUUCAAAUAAUUAUAAUAUUACUAAAAUUAUUAUCCCAAAAUCUAAUCAUCAUCAGCAGUAAUUUAUUCAAUCUAUCAAUGUGCAUAAUUAUUAUAGUUGUAGUAGUACUAGUUAUUUUAGUCAUAUUAGAAAAAGAUAAAGCAACAACACCCAAAAAUACAUCACCAUUACAAUUACAAUUACAAUUAUUACAAUUACCAAUAAUAUCCACAGCAACACAAAAAGCUUAUCAAAAUAUUACUAACUUAUUGAUGAUGUUGAUGCUGCUGUUAGUGUCGCCAUUAUUGCCAUCGCCAUCACCAUCAACAACUCAGCAAUUAUUAUUAUUAUUAAAUUUUAAAUUAAAAUGUAUCACCAGCCUCGAAUAUAAUUUAGGUAAAAAACAAAAACAAUUAUUAUUGAUAUCAUUGCAUAAAUUUGAUAAAUUAUUUUUAUUAUUAGUUGGAAGAAAAUUCAUUUAUACAAGUUAUUUACCAGCGCCAUGUUUAUGAAAUAACAAUAUUAAUAGUUUAUUUAAUAUAAUUUAUUAUUAUAUAGCAAAUUUGUUUGUUUGCUAAUUAUGGCUGUGUUCAUUUGGGUACAGUCUAUAGUUACACGUUAGUGCUGUGCUUUCCAAAUGAACACAAACACAAUUAUUAUUACAUUCACAUUAUUAUAAAAUGUAAUAGCUCAAAUCCUAUGGACUUUUUAAAAAAACAAUUUUUUUAAUUUCCUUUUUUAUAAAAAAAAAACAACAAACAACAAAAACAACACAAAAAUAACUCGAAAAAAAUACUUUAUUUGUUGUAUAUCACCCAAAUGGCAUUUCGCAUUUAUUUGCGAGCGGAAUUCGCCAACCCACCAAGCCGCUGGUAUUA
This is a messenger RNA of Episyrphus balteatus (marmalade hoverfly), 2092 nucleotides long. RefSeq names its product CUE domain-containing protein 2-A. The transcript is spliced from 5 exons. Lineage: Eukaryota; Metazoa; Arthropoda; Insecta; Diptera; Syrphidae. The record is from RefSeq and is a predicted model, not a curated record. The coding region runs from base 296 to 1189 and encodes 297 amino acids.